AUGUCCGAAAAUCACAGCUCUCCCGCUAGAGAUGAACAAUCUCACUCAUCGCCGGUACUACCAUCUUCAUUCGGAGGAUCAUCACCACCCUUAUUCUACAAUCCGUCAUCAUCGUCCCAGCAAGACACUUAUGGAAGUGGCCAAGUAAGAAAUCCAGACAUCGAGUCCUCACCAUUUAAUUACCCAUCAUCCUCUCAGAAUCAGCAUCAUACCUCAGACAAUCUUCCUUCCCAAAGAUAUUCUCAACGAAGCUCUGGUCCUAUCCGCUCGUCCGCUGGUAGAAGCGACCAUGAUCAAAUCCCGUCAUCAUUAUCAGGUACGCAUUCACAAAGAUCAUUGCACAGAAGGAGUGAUAUUCAUGCCUCAGAUUUGUCGUCUCCAAGGAGAAUUGUAGAUUUCGACUCACACUCUGCGCUCAGCUCAUCUUCCGACCCAUCUUCAGAGGCAACAGAGCCUUUACGUAUUAUAUGGGGUACUAAUGUUAGCAUUCAGGAAUGUGCGACCAACUUCAGAAAUUUUUUGAUGUCAUUUAAAUACAAAUACCGCAAGAUUCUAGAUGAAAAUGAGGACUUUGUGGAUAGUGUCGAUGAUGAAGAAUUGUACUAUGUCAAACAAUUAAAUCAAAUGAGAGAGAUCGGAACCCUGAACCUCAAUCUAGAUGCGAGAAAUUUACUUGCUUUCAAACAAACUGAAAAACUGUACUAUCAAUUAAUGAGUUACCCACAAGAAAUCAUCUCUAUUAUGGACCAGACGAUAAAAGAUUGCAUGGUGUCAUUAGUCGUUGAUACCAACAUGGACUUUAACCUCGACGAGAUUGAGACCAAGUUUUAUAAAGUCCGUCCUUACAAUAUUGAAAACUCAAAGGGCAUGAGAGAAUUGAAUCCCAAUGAUAUCGACAAACUAAUUAGUGUCAAGGGAUUGGUUUUAAGAUCCACACCCAUCAUUCCUGACAUGAAGGUUGCUUUUUUCAAGUGUAAUAUAUGCGACCACACCACAGUGGUGGAAAUUGACAGAGGUGUCAUACAAGAGCCAGCACGAUGUCCUCGGGUCGCAUGCAAUCAACAGAAUUCGAUGACGUUAAUUCAUAAUAGGUGCUCUUUUGCUGAUAAACAAGUUAUAAAGUUACAGGAAACUCCCGAUUUAGUACCUGAUGGUCAAACUCCGCAUUCCGUUUCACUUUGCGUUUAUGAUGAGCUAGUGGAUAGUUGCCGUGCUGGUGAUAGAAUCGAGGUGACUGGUAUUUUUAGAUCAAUCCCAAUAAGAGCAAGUGCCAGACCCUGUGUGCCUUGAAAUCACUGUACAAAACCUACUUAGAUGUGGUCCACGUAAAGAAGGUGAGCCAAAAUAGACUAGGCGUUGAUACAUCAACGAUAGAGCAAGAGCUAUUGCAAAACCAAAUAAACAACUCGAACGUCCAGGAGAUGCGACAAAUUACCGACGAAGAAAUACGAAAAAUUCAUGAAGUGGCACGUAGGCCGGAUGUGUACGAAGUUCUGUCGCGUUCAAUUGCUCCAAGUAUUUAUGAAUUAGAGGAUGUGAAGAAAGGUAUUUUGUUACAGUUAUUUGGUGGUACAAAUAAAACAUUCACUAAAGGUGGAAGAUAUAGAGGGGACGUCAAUGUAUUACUUUGUGGAGAUCCUUCCACAUCAAAGUCGCAAAUCUUACAAUAUGUUCACAAAAUUGCUCCGCGUGGUGUUUAUACUUCAGGUAAGGGUUCAUCUGCUGUCGGAUUGACAGCGUAUAUCACACGAGAUGUCGAUACCAAACAGUUAGUUUUGGAAAGCGGUGCUUUAGUAUUAUCUGAUGGAGGUGUUUGCUGUAUUGAUGAGUUUGAUAAAAUGAGCGAAUCCACAAGAUCCGUUCUUCAUGAAGUAAUGGAACAACAAACCAUUUCUAUUGCAAAGGCUGGAAUUAUCACAACACUGAACGCGAGAACUUCAGUAUUAGCCAGUGCAAACCCUAUAGGAUCACGCUACAAUCCCAAUCUACCCGUUACUGAAAAUAUAGACUUACCACCUCCUCUAUUAUCCAGGUUUGAUCUGGUUUAUCUGAUCUUGGAUAAAGUUGACGAAUCGACCGACAGAGAACUCGCAAAACAUCUCACAAGUCUUUAUCUUGAGGAUAAACCAAUUCACGGCUCACAAGAUGAUGUAUUGCCAGUUGAGUUUUUAACUACUUACAUCACAUAUGCCAAGCGUAACUUCUCACCUGUCAUAACUGAAGCUGCUAAGAAUGAGUUAGUGAAAGCCUACGUCAAUAUGAGAAAAAUGGGAGAUGACUCGCGCUCUGAUGAAAAGAGAAUCACCGCUACCACCAGACAGCUGGAGAGUAUGAUAAGGCUGUCUGAGGCUCACGCAAAAAUGCGCUUAUCUGAACACGUCGAACUUGAAGAUGUCCAGGAAUCUGUUAGGUUGAUAAAAUCUGCAAUUAAAGACUAUGCAACUGACCCCAAAACGGGGAAAAUCGAUAUGAACCUCGUGCAAACCGGAAAAUCAGUUAUUCAACGUAAACUUCAAGAGGAUCUUGCUCGAGAAAUAGUACGAAUUUUAACUGAUAAGUCUUCCAGCAGCAUAUCAUUCAAUGAGCUUAUCAGAGCAGUUAAUGAGCAGUCCCAAGACAGAGUUGACACUUCCGACAUUUCGGAUGCCUUGGCCAGAUUACAACAGGAAGACAAAGUCGUAGUAUUAGGCGAAGGGGUAAGAAGAUUUGUUCGUCUAAAUAGUCGUGUUU
This is a messenger RNA of Lachancea fermentati, 2730 nucleotides long. The record is from the annotation of a GenBank genome assembly. NCBI's taxonomy places the organism in Eukaryota, Fungi, Ascomycota, Saccharomycetes, Saccharomycetales, Saccharomycetaceae.